Hipposideros armiger (great roundleaf bat) is the source of this 1410-nucleotide messenger RNA. It is a transcript of the gene MEP1B, whose product is annotated as meprin A subunit beta. Gene Ontology annotation, biological process: proteolysis. Lineage: Eukaryota; Metazoa; Chordata; Mammalia; Chiroptera; Hipposideridae. Gene Ontology annotation, molecular function: zinc ion binding; protein binding; metalloendopeptidase activity. Gene Ontology annotation, cellular component: membrane. The coding region runs from base 1 to 1410 and encodes 469 amino acids. The transcript has 9 exons. The record is from RefSeq and is a predicted model, not a curated record.
AUGGAAAUUCGGAAGCGAGGAGGAACGGCAUCGGAUUACAAACUUAAAGAUGUAGACGGUGGGCUUGACCAGGAUAUAUUUGAUAUCAAUGAAGAUUUGGGACUGGAUCUUUUUGAGGGAGACAUCAAACUUGAUAGUUAUAGCAAGCACCAUCAGAAAGCCUUGGAAACUUCUAGGAGAAAUCAGGACAAGGCUGACUUGGGGACGACUGGCUCCGAUGUUAUAUUUGGUGUCAGCUGCUGGUCUUCAGUGGGAAAUAGGCAUGUUGGGAGGCAAGAACUCUCCAUUGGGGCAAACUGUGACAGAAUAGCAACGAUUCAACAUGAGUUUCUCCAUGCGCUGGGAUUCUGGCAUGAGCAGUCGCGCUCUGAUCGGGAUGACUAUGUCAAUAUAAUUUGGGACAGAAUUCAGUCAGAUAAUGGAAACUAUCACUGGGACAAGCCUUCCAAGGUAGGAGACGUGGCUUUUUUCCCUAAUGGAACUGAGUUUAGAAGAAGUAAGGGUUACGGAGUCAGUGCCUUUAUAACCCAUAAGAGACUGAGAAGCAGAGAUUUUAUAAAAGGGGAUGAUGUUUAUAUCCUGCUGACAGUGGAAGCCUCAUCCUUGAGCUUUAUGGACUCGUGUAAUUUUGAAUUAGAAAAUGUGUGUGGUAUGAUUCAAAGUUCAAGUGAUAAUGCUGACUGGCAGCGUGUGUCGCAGGUUCCCAGGGGGCCAGAGAGCGACCACUCCAACAUGGGCCAAUGCAAAGAUAUACCCAUUGGGAACUGGCAACUUUACCACGUAACACUGAAAGUAACCAAAAAAUUCAGAGUGGUGUUUGAAGGGGUCAGAGGCACUAGUACAUCAUUGGGUGGCCUAUCUAUUGAUGACAUCAAUCUUUCGGAAACACGGUGCCCUCAUCAUAUCUGGCAUAUAAGGAAUUUCACACAGUUCAUUGGCAGCCCAAAUGGAGAUCUAUAUAGCCCUCCAUUUUACUCUUCUAAAGGUUAUGCCUUUCAGAUUUACUUGGAUCUAAAACAUUUGACUAAUGCAGGAAUAUAUUUCCACUUGAUCUCUGGAGCCAAUGACGAUCAAUUACAGUGGCCGUGUCCUUGGCAACAAGCCACGAUGACACUCUUGGAUCAAAAUCCUGACAUUCGACAACGUAUGUCCAACCAGCGGAGUGUAACUACAGACCCAUUUAUGACCACCGGUUCGUGUCCGUCAGGGGACGACUGGUGGUACAUGGGAGAAAGGUGUGAAAAGAAAGGCUCCACUCGAGACACCAUUGUCAUUGCCACGUCUUCCACGGUUGCUGUGUUUGCUGUGAUGCUGAUAGUCACCCUCGUCAGCGUCUAUUGUACCCGGAAGAGAUAUCGUAAAAAGAUAAGUUCAAAUACGGCAGCUAUGGCCCUGGAAAAUGUAAGUUGA